AUCUUCGUCAAGACCCUCACUGGCAAGACCAUCACCCUGGAGGUGGAGCCCAGCGACACCAUUGAAAAUGUCAAGGCCAAAAUCCAGGACAAGGAAGGCAUUCCCCCUGACCAGCAGCGUCUGAUCUUUGCUGGCAAGCAGCUUGAAGACGGUCGCACCCUCUCUGACUACAACAUCCAGAAGGAGUCCACCCUCCACCUUGUCCUGCGUCUGAGGGGAGGCAUGCAGAUCUUCGUCAAGACCCUCACCGGUAAGACCAUCACUCUGGAGGUCGAGCCCAGUGACACCAUUGAGAACGUGAAGGCCAAAAUCCAGGAUAAAGAGGGCAUCCCUCCCGACCAGCAGCGUCUGAUCUUUGCUGGCAAGCAGCUUGAGGAUGGACGCACCCUCUCUGACUACAACAUCCAGAAGGAGUCCACCCUCCACCUUGUCCUGCGUCUCCGUGGUGGUAUGCAGAUCUUUGUCAAGACCCUCACCGGUAAGACCAUCACCCUGGAGGUGGAGCCCAGUGACACCAUUGAGAACGUCAAGGCCAAAAUCCAGGACAAAGAGGGCAUCCCUCCCGACCAGCAGCGUCUGAUCUUUGCUGGCAAGCAGCUGGAAGACGGUCGCACCCUCUCUGACUACAACAUCCAGAAGGAGUCCACCCUCCACCUGGUGCUGCGUCUGAGGGGAGGCAUGCAGAUCUUCGUCAAGACCCUCACCGGUAAG
Messenger RNA from Plectropomus leopardus (leopard coralgrouper), 711 nucleotides. Lineage: Eukaryota; Metazoa; Chordata; Actinopteri; Perciformes; Serranidae. The record is from RefSeq and is a predicted model, not a curated record.